Messenger RNA from Schistocerca serialis cubense, 10443 nucleotides. RefSeq names its product U3 small nucleolar RNA-associated protein 6 homolog. Gene Ontology annotation, molecular function: snoRNA binding; protein binding. The record is from RefSeq and is a predicted model, not a curated record. The coding region runs from base 204 to 2198 and encodes 664 amino acids. NCBI's taxonomy places the organism in Eukaryota, Metazoa, Arthropoda, Insecta, Orthoptera, Acrididae. Gene Ontology annotation, biological process: maturation of SSU-rRNA from tricistronic rRNA transcript (SSU-rRNA, 5.8S rRNA, LSU-rRNA). Gene Ontology annotation, cellular component: Pwp2p-containing subcomplex of 90S preribosome; small-subunit processome. The transcript has 11 exons.
ACGGGAUCUCGAAAACGGUGGCUGCGGCUACUGUGUCGAUGUCGGUGUCAUCUCUGGUGCUUGAUUGAUCGGCAUUGUGACAGUGUCGGUCCAGUGAAUUGGGUAUAUGUUGAAGGACGUAUCUAGCUGAGCUGUUGUUGUAGUAGACGCAAUUCAGCGCUCUUUAUAUUUUGAGGCAAAAGAUACAAAAUUAAUCAUUUACAAUGGCUGAAUAUGUGGAAUUUCGUGCGGAGGAAAUGAUUAAAGAACUUGAACAAAUGGAGAAACUUCAAUUGUUCGACAAAUCGGAAAUUAGGCAAAUUAUAAAGAAAAGGAAAGAUUUUGAGUACAAACUGAUGAGGAGAACCAAAUGCAAAGAAGAUUUUCUUCGAUACAUACAAUAUGAAAUGGAUGUAAUGAAACUGGUCAAAAUUCGGAAAGAGACCCUGGGUAUCAACCAGAACAACAUUGACUACUUAGUGGCUCGUCGCAUAGAUAAUGUAUUUAAGGGAGCACUCCACAGAUUUGGUGAUGAUAUUAGACUAUGGCUUUCAUACAUUAAAUUUUGCAAAAGAGUGCAUUUCUACGCUUCAGUUAGCCGCAUGCUGGUAAAAAUGGUGCAGGUACACAGUGAUAAACCUCAGAUGUGGAAACUUGCUGCUCGUUGGGAAUUCGAAGAGAGUAAUUCCGUGGAGAGUGCCCGGCAGUUUCUUCUCCGAGGCCUCAGAUUUCACCCGGACUCAAAACUUCUAUACACAGAGGCAUUUCAUUUGGAACUUGCUUAUGUUAAAAAAUUGCGAGCUGAGCUGGACCAGAAAAAAGAAAAGGAAGCAUCGGCAGCUGCCACAGAUGCUCCUUCAACUGUGAGUGGAGAUGCGCAGAGUGCAGCAGACACCUCCAAAAUAUCCACAACACAGCAGUUCCAAGAUGAGGCAAUUGAUGAGGUUCUUGAUGGACGACUUGCAGAGGUCAUCUACGAAUCUGCAGUAAAGAAAGUGAAUGAAGUUUCUUUCAUUAUUGGUCUCCUAGCUGUGGCAAAAGAAUUUGACUUCACAAAUAGACUUCAGAUGAAAAUCAUCAAUGACAUGCUGACACGUUACCCAAAUGACGAACUCACUUGGGAUGCCAUGGCCCGCCGAGAAUUGCAGGGGCUGCCGUAUUCGACAGACGAUGCCUCGAGCACUGAGCGCGAGCGCUCCGCACCGGAGCAGGACGCCCCUGAUGAUGGCGCCACAGAAACGCGGGAUGAGCAUGCUGGCAACAAGAAACUUCUGGAGUCUAAAGGUCUAAGUGGGAAACUCUGCUUGAAGGAAAGAAUAAGACGUUGUGUCGCCGUGUAUGAUGCUGCCGUAAAACAACUGCCGACAGAGCGUAUGUGGUCUCUGUACAUAGAAACAAUGCAGGAACUCGCUCAGGAGGCGACUCCUUUGCCGACUUUCAAGCGGAAAAUGCUGCGUAAUGCUUACCAGGGUGCACACAGUGCUGGAAGAAUGCAGACAAAAUACUAUCUUAUGUGGGUGGACAUGCUGCAGUCAGCCGGUAAGUUGAAGAAGCUGUGUGGCGUGCUGCGCGUGGCAACAGAGCGCCUGCCCCUGAGUGCGGAGCUGUGGCACCUCCGCCUGCGGCUGCACUUGGCGCGCAACGAGGAGGACCAGGCGAUCGCAGUGUUCCGCGAUGCGGUCAGCCACUUGGGCACACGCGAGGCGGCGGCCUUGCCACUCUGGAAGGUGCUGCUGCAGUACUACCAGACCAAGAGCAUGGCGCGCGUCGAGGAGGUGUUCCAGAAUGCUGUGUCCCAGCAGGACAGCCCUGUCGCUGUCGCCCUCAAGCCACUGUACCUCGAGUGGCUGGUGCUGGUCAAAGGAAUUGUGGCAGCUCGCAAGAUGUAUGAAAAGUUGAGUGUGCAGCCUCCAUUGUGCCUCGAAAUGCACAGCAAGAUGGCUGCAUUGGAGUGCAGGGUCCCAGAGGUCAACUUCAAGCAUGUCCGCCGCUGCUAUGAGCUCGCCUGUGAGCAGUUUGGAAAAAACAAUACAGAUGUCUGGAUGGAUUACGUUAAAUUUGAACAGAAACUUGGUGAAGCAAAGAAUGUGAGUGAGAUAUAUUGGCGAGCAUUGAAGAAUUUGGAUCCGAAGCACACGGAUGCAUUCAUCAGUGAAUUCAGUCUCGUGAAGACUGGAAUGGCGGGCCAGAAUGCUGCUACUUCUUCUGUCGCUCUGUAGAGGGGCUUUUUUUUAUCUGUGUACGUCACUGUAGUGUAGUCAUAUUGAGAUUUAUUUCCCUGUUUAUCUCUCAAAUGCAAAAUGAUUAGACGUUUUGCAAUUUUUGCUGAUUGUUAAUUUCCUUAGCAUUGUAACCAUGUUGCUUAGCUUCUUUUUUAACUAUCAAGUAAUCAAUGAUGCACAUUUUUUUCUACAUAUUCAUUUUUAAAGAUAAAUACGUAUUAAUUCUGUGAAAUAUGUAACACAGUUUGUAUGAUCUAACUGUGAUGUGAAAAAUAUUUUUUGUUGCGCCAAUGAAAGCAUGCACAAUUAUUUCAAAAUAAUGUGAAUUACAUUAAAUUAGAAUAGGAUAAAUCUACCUGAUAAUUGCAGAAACUGGAACAAAUGGGGUAGUAUUGACAUAUAUGCAAAACAGGUGAAGGUAACAGAUCUUGGGCUUCCAGGGUAGGAAUCUUCUUCCGUUGGUAAAGUCCUGAUCAAGAAUUACUGCUUGUGUUCCAGUAUAUCCACUUCUUGAAAUUCUGGUUUUUUUCUGUCUUUUGUUAAGAAAAAUAUGGGAAUAAUAAGUGCUGUAUCUUGUGUGUGUAUGACAUAGUAAUGUAUGGAAAAUUCUGAACUAAUUCACCUCUUUAGAUUUUUCAUUAUUCAUAUUACAAAAUAUGAAGUCUUAAGGUGUGAAAUGUUCCUUUAUCAUGAAUGGCGCUAAUGAGAGAUAUAUGACUAUACAGAUUUUUGAAGGUAGUGAAGAGUGGCAGUAGAUGGCCUGUCUGAAACUGUACAUGGCCCUCCUACUGCAAUGGAAUUGAGCAUUAUCAUCAGUGGUAGUGGGAAGCAUCAUUCUCGUUACAGCAGACACAAUUAAUGUAAUCGAGUCAGAAGAUAUGUAGUCCAUUUUGGGCUAAUGCACUGCCAUUGGUUAGUGCCAAAUGAUGUCAUAAGUAAGACACUAGUAACCUUGAUGCAAGUUCUCUAUUGUGAUUGAUAUAUACGACUUUACAGAUUUUUGAAGGUAGUAAAGAGUGGCAGUAGAUGGCCUGUCUGAAACUAGACAUGACCCCCUACUGCAAUGGAAUUGACCAUUAUUAUCAGUGAUAGUGGAAAACGUCAUUCUCGUGACAGCAGACACAAUUAAUGGAAUAGAGUCAGAAGAUAUGUAAUCCAUUUUGGGCCAAUGCACUGCCAUUGGCUAGUGCCCCAUGAUGUCAUAAGUAAGACACUAGUAACAUUGACCCAAGUUCUCUAUUGUGAUUGAUUGAGGUGACACAGUGAAUAAUGCACUGGACUUUCCAACAGAGUUCAUAUCCUAGCCCAUCUGUGCAGAUUUAUGUUUUUGGUAGUGCCUCAAAAUCUGUUCAGAAAAAUGUUAGAAUUAAUCUUUUGAAAAAUACUCAGCUGAUUUUCCUUCUCUGCCUUGAUCUAUUCAAACGUGUUCCCCAUCUUGGAUGAUGUCCUUGCUAGGUUUGCUAUAUUUUUAGAUUAUCACUUGUCUUUUGUUCAUUGUUUAAAGUGCUGUAUAGUAACAGGAGAAAGCAGCAGGAAAAUUGGCUAGUUUUACAUUGUCAUUUAGUUCAUAUUUAAAUUUAUGUACCAUACUAAUGUUUUGCUACUGGUAUAGACACACACUGAAAUGAAACAGCAGGCAUCUUAUCUACCAAUGUUAGGGAGAGGUAUUUAAUCUGUGGUUGCCAAAGGAGACACAUACUUGGACUGGCAUCUUACGUAGAUGAAAUUUUUUGUACACACGUACAAGGAAAUCAUCAUAUCCUAUUAUUACAUAGAAAUGUUCCAAAAGAACAGACACAAUUUCUGUAUAAUAUAUACACGCCAAAUGGCGUUAAGAUGUUUCAGUGUGGAUGCACAGUAGUAUCCAACACUUGCAACAAUACAGUCCAAUUGUGAGCAAGUGAAUUAAUGGAUAGGGAGAGGUACUCCAUAGCGUGUAGCGUAUGGAGAUGUGGGUCUGACUGGGGAUGUGGUCAGUUAAGGUGGCCGCCGAUGGAAAGGUUUGACUUCUGGUUUGGCCCAAAUUUUCAUCUGCUGCUAUUGAGUUCGCUCAAUGCUCCAAUGCCACCAAAUGUCAGAGAUUUCUUCUGUCAUUUAUUAUAUCCUACAUUUGUGUGCAUUUCAAAUGUUUGGGUAAUGUCAUUGUUUCCAGCUCACCUUUUUGUACUUUGAAAUGCUUUCCCUGUGACAAGCUACAAAACUAAAAGUAACCUCUAAUUCUGUUGUCACUGUCAGUCAUUCAUGUAAUUAAUAUGCGAGUGCUCCAGUAAAAACAAAAAAUUUACCUAAGUGUUGUUUUUUUCAGAAGGCUGACAAUUUCCUUUUACAUUUCUAUUUAUAUUCUAAUAUUCUUGUAGUUCACCUCCUCAUAUCUCGUUUUUACUAUUCGUUUCAAGAGCUUUCUUGUUAUGAUGUAAACCCAGUUUAUUGGGUGAUUCUCCCAUAGCUUCAGGCCUUCACCAAAUAUUUGAGCACCUGUACCCAUGGGUGUUUAUUUCAUUGAAUUUUUGAUUGCCUACCUAAUUAAAGCUUUUAAACUGUUUCACUGUGCUUCUAAUUAAAACUGAAUGAUGCACAUAUUCAUGUGCAAUGUUCAUAAUGCACUUUUUGUGCUCAAAUUUUGUAUUGAGACAGCACUCAGAUGUGCAAUGUGUAUGUUACAGUUCAAAAGGCAAAAAUAUUAAGCCGCUGUGUGCAGUUGCGAGUAGCAUUGUGCUUGUCUGAUUAACAGGGUUUUAUGUUAGGCAUCACAAAGUUCACAUACAGUCCAACUGGGUGUGUGAAAAUGAUGCCACGAAUUCAUUUAUUAUAGCAACUGCAUGGCUGCAGUCCAUCACGCCACAGUACAGUUCUGAAAUUGAACACUCAGCAUUGUUCCUCCAGUGCUGAUGCUACAUUUAUCAUCUUUUGAGUCAAUAAAUCUGGCAAAACACAAUUAGUGCCACAUAAAAUUAAAUUUACAUCAAACUGGCUACUUCAGUAUGUGCUGUUUGGUGACAUAGUUCACCCCACAUAUUGCUACUUUGUUAGCAGUACAAUGUGUGACACACAGAUCUGGGCCAAAUGAAGUUGGAUUUAAAAAUUGUUCCUGCAUAAAUCUAUUGUUUGAGGAAAUUUGGACUGUUGGCAGGUUGCAAGGAUCAAUGGUAACUGAUAUAAAACUUCUGACAUAGAACAUCAUGGUUGCAAAGCAGAUGUGAAAGAAACUCUGAAUUGGGAAGAUACAAAAAUUAGGUAGAUUAACGAUAAUUUUGCUGAUUGAAGAGUGGACUUGCAGAAAAUUGAGUCAAAUGGAGAAGGGGACACUUUUUUUUUUUGUCAAAGCUUCAGGUAUGUAAUGAUGCGUAAAGUCCUUGGACAUAUGCUGCUGAUUCUCUCUCCCCUCAGGGGAAAUUUUGGACUUGUGGAGAGAAAGUGCUCUGAUAUCUUCCUUUCACUGUCACCACAGGUGAAUACCAACAAUUAUUUGACACUGUUGUGAACGGAAGUUACAAAUCUGAGUCUCAGUGGCAUCAAGAUUGAUUCAGAUAUUGUGUGGUAAGUUAAUUAUGUUUAAGUAUGCAUUAUAUUUAAGAGUGAGCAGGAUUGUGAGGUAUUUGCUCGUAAGAGGCAAAACAUUCUGGAAUUCAGCUGUGCGUUGGUGUAGUUAAAUUUGGAGAGCAGUGCAACGUUCACCUAUAAAAGUGAAAACUAUGUAAAACCUGCUGAAGCUUUGUAGUGCAGAACGAAAAUGUCUGAUAAAAUAUAACUUUAGGAGAAACUGAUUUGUUUAACUUUAAAUAGCUUUAUAGUUAAUUAUACUAUGUGUAUAAGUGUUCUUUGAUGGUGUCCUUCACUUCCUCUUGAUGUGCUUAUUACUGUGAACUUUCAGUUUGCAACAUAUGAAAGUGAUCUAGUGUAGAACAACAGCCUUGUGUUGGACAAGUACUAAGUGCAUGUUUCAGUGCACAAUUUCUGACUUUCAUUUCAAUUUGUUUUAAAUAUCCAUGAGAAUAACUAGGUAGUUUCACUACGACAGCUGUGGUUGUUAUUUACACAUCUCAAGCUAGUGAUCUGCCUCUGAUGAUGACCAUCUCUUAGUGCUUCUUACAAGGGAAACUUCCCAUCCUACCCCCUCUGAUUUAGUGAUAAAAUGGCCCAGGGGAUAGCUCGUUAAAAAUUGAAUGUAGAUCUAACAUUAAAACUGGAAGAAGGUAUACUGAACUGCAAAAAAAGAUACAGUGGACGGUCCAAGCUUAAGAUGCGCAACAUCAAGCAAGUUGCAAGCACCAUGGAAUCAUGGUUGCGUCAUCACAAUGUUGGACUGCAAAGCUGGAGAUGAGUGUUCAAAUCUCACUCAUGCCCCCCCCCCCCCCCUUCCCAAUGACAAAUUUUGAAAUGUCCAUCCGGUUAUUGACAUGUCUGUUCUCUUUCUGUAGCCUUGGCAAUUGUCAAGCUGUAUGUUGGUCAUAGGAUAUGAGUCAUACGGCGGUAAGAAUAUAUUACUGUUGCAAGUAAAUGUGAUGAAAAGUGAGCGCAGGCAAGAUGAUGCAUAGACCUCUCACAGAAAUGAAAACAACAAAUACAGGGUUAUUAACUAUGUUACAAAAAAGGAACUUGCGAGUUAAAACUCCAAAACAGAGCGCAAGAGUCAUAACAUGUGGUACUUGCGUAGAACAAAGAGGAGGUACGUAUGUCUGAGGGUCCCUUCUUUACACCUCGCCGUUGCAGACGGGUGUUACACCACAACACAGACACAAAUUUGAAUUCAGAUAUGUCAAUGACUGGGCGCACAGUUCAUAAUUUUGUGUUGGAGGGGAAUGCAGCACGAGGGUGCGGAAUGCAGCACGAGGCAGAUUUGAAAAGGAUCUUCGCCUUCACAAUCCAACAACGUGACCACGUAAACACGUUGUCAUUUUUAUUUAAAUUUGCUCAAUGUUGCACAUUUUGAGCUUGGACCAUUCGCCCUUCUUCUUGUUUUCAUGCUCGACAUGUAUUCAGUUUUUGACGGGCUAUCCACUGGACCAUCUUAUCACUAAAUCUGAGGCGGUUGCAAUGGGAAGUUUCCCUUGUCAGCACCUUAGCAAAUGGAAUUUCUUCCAUGCAUUAUAAUCUAUUGACAUCCUUUUCAUAAUCAUUUUUAGAAGCUGAUUGAUAUGUAUUUUAUUACUUAAGUCAAUUGCUACUUUCGUUCACUGCAUGUUUCACAUGCCUGAUGGAUCUUCAUUUAAAAUUCCUGCUUUGUUUACAUUUCCCUUUUAUUUUGUGACCCGGCAGAUAUUUAUGCAUGUCAGCAGAUUCUUUUGGAGUAUUUCUUUUUCUUUUUUCCAUUAGAGGGAUAAAAAAUACUGAAGAACAUAAACAUUGUAAUGAUGUGCUACCAACACUGUUUCUGUUGUUUUCCACACAAAUUUUCUUUUGUUUUUGUGUAUCCUGAAAUUAAAUUUGACUCUUGGUGGAGUGGUAUUCAUCCAGUAGUUUCUGAAUAUUCUCUGUCAUAUUUUCACGUGUUUUAUCUCUAUCCUUGUAGUAAUAUAAUAUUUCUCUUUGUGUACACCGUUUUCAACAAGCAAGUUAGCUUUAAACUUGCUACUUUUGAAGAACCAAAUCAGAAAAGUUCCUCAGAGGUUUUCAGACACUUGCUUCAGAAUGUUUCUAAAGCCUUACUAUAUGUUAAAAUCAGGUGAAUUUAUAGAGAAAUGCUGAAUGUGCCAUAUCAUUUCUUAAACUUAUUGUGCUUAGCUUAGUGGUGUAUGUUAUUCAAGGUGUAUUGAUGUUUAGUAGUCUCAGUGUUAAAUCUUGAACAAAAACUGUGGUCCUCUUAUUCGAUGUGGUUAUUUUGUUGUCUAAAGCCCACCAAAGUGUGACAAUCUGUAAGUAUGCUAUUGGGUCUUGGGAUAUAGCUCUUCAGAUUGUAAGAGGUGGUUUUAUCUGCGAGCCCUUUGUUUUUGCAUUUACACGAUAAGAUUGGAUGUUGUUAUUAUCAUACAUUCACCUCCCCCCUUUUCCUCUCCUCUCUCUCUCUCUCUCUCUCUCUCUCUCUCUGUGUGUGUGUGUGUGUGUGUGUGUGUGUGUGUGUGUGUGUGUGUGUGUGUGUGUUUUGGUGCAUGCUAGGUUGGAGCCUAAGUUUCAACUAAGCCAUCUAUCUUUUUAGAAGACUUUAAACGGUAACAGAGCACUUAUUUGUGUUUUUGUUCUUGGAUUAUUGGUGUUAGCUGUUCAGGUGUAUUGAUGUUCAAUUGUCUGUGUUAUACCUCAAAUAACUAUGGACCUCAUAUUGUCUGUGGUUAUACUAAAUGUGUAAAGCCCACCAAUCCGUCAUUGAACUAUUGGGCGCUGGGAUGUAGCUCUUCAGACUGUCCACAAGCUCUUUGUUUUUACAUUUCCACAAUAAGAUUGCAUGUUGAUAUUGUCACCACACAUCCCCCCCCCCCCUCCCGCACCUCUCCCUCUCUCCCUCUCUCCCUCUCUCCCUCUCUCCCUCUCUCACUCUCUCUCUCUCUCUCUCUCUCUCUCUCUCUCUCUCUCUCUCUCUCUCUCUCUCUCUGUGUGUGUGUGACCGAGCGAGGUGGGCAGUGGUUAACACACUGGACUCACUUUGGGAGUAUGAUGGUUUAAACAUGCACCUGUCAAUCCUGAUUUAGGUUUUCUGUGAUUACCCUAAAUCAGUUCAGACAACUGCAGAGAUGAUACCUUUGAAAGGGCACGGUUGACUUCCUUCCCCCUCCUUCCCUAAUCUGAUGGAACCAAUGACCUUGCUGUUUGGUCCCCUCCCCCAAAUCAGCCAACCAGUCUCCCCCCCCCCCCCCCUCUCUCUCUCUCUCUCUCUCUCCUCUGUCUCUCUCUCUCUCUCUCUCUCUUUCUGUCCCUUUGUUUGUUUGUGUGCGUGUAUGUGUGCGCUUGUGCUUGUGUAUUUUUGCUGAAUGCUGGGUUGGAGCAUGGAUUCCACCUAAGUCGUCUUCUUCAAACAGAUUAGAUGAUAACAGACCUAUUAUUUGUCUUUCUGUGCCUAGCUUAGUGGUAUACAUUAUUCAGGUCUAGUAGACUUUGUUAAACCUUGAACUACAGGCAACUGUGACCCUUUUAUUCCUCGUGGUUGUUUUCAUGCAUAAAGCCUAUCAAAGCACACCAGUUUCUCAGUGAACCAUUGGGUGUUGGGAUGUAGCUCUUCAGAAUGUAAGAGGUGGUUUUAGUCAUGAGCUCUUUGUUCCUGCAUUUACACAGUAAGACUGUCUCUCUCUCUCUCUCUCUCUCUCUCUCUCUCUCUCUAUCUAUCCAUCUAUCCAUCUAUCUCUCUCUCUGUCUGUUUGUAUCUCUUCUGUGUGUGUGUGUGUGUGUGUGUGUGUGUGUGUGUGUGUGUGUGUGUGUGUGUGUGGGUGGGUGGGUGCGCGCGCGCGUGCACACACACACACACACACACCUGCAUGUCCUGUCCUGGCUGUCGUAUCUUUCACACACUGUUACACAGGAUAAGCUACUGUAAAAAUGUUUAUUCCUCCAAAAUUUGCUUAUACAUGAUAAUUAUGUGCAUUUUAAAUAUUAUGUAUGUGUGUUACUAAGUAAUUGUUGAUAUGCAGUCAUUCCAUAAAGACUGUUAUUUAAUUGAUGUUUAGAGCUUAAAUGUGUCAUAAUAAUGCUCUUUGUAUGAGGGUCAGUCAAAAAGUAAUGCCCCCUUUUUCUCCCUCCAAAUUCACUUUUCAGUAUAAUCUGUAUCCAUUUGCCCAGACUUGACAUGUAUUGUGCAGUGUGUUGAAACACACGGUCCUGCUUCUGAAGCCAUUAAUGCAUGGAUUCUUCUUCAGUGAGUUUCUGUGAUACAGUUCCAUUUAUCUCUCUGACCUCUUUGAUUCUAUGAUUGCUGUCACACUGUGUUUCUCCAGGGGGGAGUAAUGUGACACAAAUGACCUGUGGUCACCCAGUGGUCACCACGAAUGAUGUCAUCAACUCGCUAAAUGUUGUGUGGACUCACCGACCUGCUGGUCAACAUUUCGUCAAAUUUUUCAUUUAACAGGCUUUAUAUAAGGAGGUCAAAUUGUAGGAGGCUUUGUUUUUUGACUAACCCUCAUAGUAUAGAUAAUGAAUAUAUUCUGAAUUUGUAUAACAAUUAUAAUCAUAGAUAGUAUUUAGAGAAAAUUGUUAGGCAGUAUUUAUUUCUUGUUGUUUAUGUGCUGAAAUGUUUCUGUCGCUUCACUGAAUGUAUCUACAGCUGUAAAAGUUUUAUCUGUUCAUGUAUGUUACAAAUAAAGACCCUCAUGUAGUCCAA